This is a messenger RNA of Penicillium griseofulvum, 660 nucleotides long. RefSeq lists its product as uncharacterized. The coding region runs from base 1 to 660 and encodes 219 amino acids. The transcript is spliced from 2 exons. The record is from RefSeq and is a predicted model, not a curated record. Lineage: Eukaryota; Fungi; Ascomycota; Eurotiomycetes; Eurotiales; Aspergillaceae.
AUGAAGGAUGUUGUAGUCAACAUCAUGAACACGUUGGCGGUGAUCGACCACGCAAAUAUCACUGAAUCUGAGCUUCUGGACCUAGGAGUCUCCGUCGGAGAUUUUGACCCGAACGACGAAGAGCCUUCGGACCGCAAGACACCAUGGCUUUUCAAACCGAUCUCUAAGGAGGAUAUCAAACCGUGGAAGAUCUCGGCUUCUGAGGCCAAGCAAGUCAGUCACCGCCUGAAUCCCCCGGAUUUGGAUCUCGCAAGGCAGCAUCGGCCUGACUGGAACGUCACACGCGCCACGCAACAGGUGCUCACCUUUAUCACGGCGCAGUUCGAAUAUCGCCGCAAAUCGAAAACUAGCCUAAGGGAUGCAUUCGGGUGGAAUUACAUUGAUUUCGAAGAGUUCGCUGGCGGUCAUGAGGGAUUCCUGCUCUCUACGGGUGGACGAUAUCGAGGCGUUGAUACCCCAGGCUGGACAACUGGAUUGCUAGAAGAGUGGUGGGAUGGCGAAGUCCUCAUUGGGCCCUCUAUCCGUUUUAUCAUCUGCACGGAGGGGAAUGGCAAGGAAGGCAGCCUACUACUAAGUGAGCUCGGAUCAAUCGCUCAGGUCGUUGCGUUCCGCCGAACUCAGGCGGGGUUUGAGACAUGUCGUUUAUUCCCAGUGAGAUAA